CCCCGAAGACCGCCUUUAAAUCCCCUCCAGAAAAGGCCAAGCCCAUACCACGCCUACCUCUCUCUCUCUCUACUCCACCCGAAGACCAAGCCAGUGAGAGCGAGGAGGCACGCCACGGAGAAGCCGUCUUCCCCAGGAAAGCCCCAUCUCCGCGAGAAAAGGAGAGAGGAAAACCCUAACCCUCAAGUGCCCCGCGACCCCCGCGGAUGGCCUCGUCGAGAGUGAUGCCGUCGUCCUCGUCGGCGGCCAACUCGGAUCUUGCGCGCCAGCCACCCUCCAUGUACCCGCUCGCCGCCGCCGCCGAUCCCCCUCCCAGCUCCGCCAGCGGCGACGACCCUGCCGGGAACCUCGGCUCCACCGCCAUGGACGACCUUCUCCGGAGCUUCUAUUGCGAGGCUGAGGCACCACCGCCGCUUCCCGCCAGGGAAGCCGCCGCUGGCGGCAAGAUGGCGGAGCAGGUGCUUAAGGAGGUCGCUGCCGCCGGACGGAGCGUCGCCGGCGUUGAUGGAUCGGCGGCCGCGGGGUAUGGGGAGAUGACGUUGGAGGACUUCCUGGCUCGGGCGGGGGCGGUGAGGGAGGGGGACAUUAGGGUUCCGUCGUCGGGGUCGAUGCAAGUGGGAUUUGGCGUGGAUCCUGUGUUGGACGACCGGCUUGUGCAGCAGGAGCAACUGCUGAUGGUGGAGAACCCGAUUCUAGGGUUUGGGAAUGGGGUGGAGGGUGGUGGGUCUGGUGGAGUUGGGGGAGGAGGGAGAGGGUGGAAGAGGCCUAUGGUUGAUUCUGUUGAUAAGGCUACGCUGCAGAGGCAAAAGAGGAUGAUCAAGAACAGAGAGUCGGCUGCCAGGUCAAGGGAGAGGAAACAGGCUUACACUGUAGAACUUGAAUCCUUAGUAAGGCGCCUGGAGGUGGAAAAUGCUAGUCUUCUGAGAGAGCAGGAGGAGCACUACAAGAUGAGGCUUAAGGAGCUUAUGGAGAAUCUAAUCCCGGUCACCGAGAUGAAAAAACCUCCACGCAUUCUUCGGAGAACGCAUUCCAUGCAGUGGUAGGGAGAGGAAGAAGCUCCUGAAGGAAUCAUUUGUCCGAAGUGAGCCUCUUGCUUCCGAGGCGGAGGAAGGUUUCUGACAGGAUGAAACCAAACCUCGAUGAACCUGUUUGCUGCCAUGAGAGGUCUUUGCUUUAUCACUGUCUCAGAGGUAAUUACUAAAUUGUAUAGAGAGAAUUUGCAAGAGAGAGAAGAGGUGUUGUUCUUAAUGCCCUGGAGAAAGAAAGAAAAAAAAAAGAAGAGAAAUCGUAAUUUACUUUUCAGUGACCACUUUCUGUUAUUUAACUAAGCAGGCAAGCAUUUCACCGCUUACACAUAUUAGUGGCUUUUCAUCCAUUAUUACGUUA
Molecule: messenger RNA, 1386 nt
Organism: Musa acuminata AAA Group (dessert banana)
Lineage: Eukaryota; Viridiplantae; Streptophyta; Magnoliopsida; Zingiberales; Musaceae
Product: bZIP transcription factor 12-like
Exons: 4
Coding region: 207-1043 (278 amino acids)
Biological process (GO): positive regulation of DNA-templated transcription
Cellular component (GO): nucleus
Molecular function (GO): DNA-binding transcription factor activity
Source: RefSeq, a predicted model, not a curated record